UUUUUUCAGGAGGUUUUUAUAUAUAGUAUAAAUCAAAGCCUCUCGGUGCCCAUAUUAGUCCAGCAGCUGCCAAUCAUGAAGGUCGCCGUGUUCUUCGUCUUGGUGGCGGUGGCGGCCGCCGCCCCCCAGCAGGGCCGCGACGCCCAGAUCCUGAAGUUCGAGAACGAAAACAUCGGCGUCGAUGGAUACAGAUUCAGCUACGAGACCAGCGACCCCAUCUCGAGGAACGAAGUCGGGGAAUUGAGGAACCCGGGGACUGACAACGAGGCCAUCAGCGUCCAGGGGGAGUACAGCUACGUGGGACCCGACGGAAAGACUCACACGGUGACGUUCGUAGCCGAUGAGAACGGGUUCCGGCCCCAAACCAAGACUGCCCGCAAAUAGUUUACUUGCGAAUUUUUGUAAAUUAUUUAGUUUCUUCUUGCACCUGUAUUUAAGAGCACUUUUUGUAUCUUGCGAAUAGAUGAAUCGAGUUAA
This is a messenger RNA of Zophobas morio, 477 nucleotides long. RefSeq names its product endocuticle structural glycoprotein SgAbd-5-like. Gene Ontology annotation, molecular function: structural constituent of chitin-based larval cuticle. The record is from RefSeq and is a predicted model, not a curated record. Gene Ontology annotation, cellular component: chitin-based extracellular matrix. The transcript is spliced from 3 exons. Bases 76 to 384 code for a protein of 102 amino acids. Lineage: Eukaryota; Metazoa; Arthropoda; Insecta; Coleoptera; Tenebrionidae.